AUGCAGCAACUCCCCACCAUCCUCCCGCCCCCGCCAUUACCCGACGGCAGCGAGCAGCAGCGCCCGCCAGAGCGGCACGCCAACCUCGUGCGCUUCCAGUCCGAGCUCGAGUUUGUGCAGUGCCUCGCGAAUCCACUAUACCUCCACGAGCUGCACGUCCAGCGAUACUUUGAGGACCCCGCGUUCCUCAAGUAUCUCGAGUAUCUCGAUUACUGGCGCAAGCCAGAGUAUGUCCGCUUCAUCAUCUACCCCACCUGCCUGGCCUACCUCCAGCUCCUGCACACGCCGACGUUCCGUACCAUGCUCGGCGACAUGGGGUUCGUCGGCGAGUUGAUGCGUAUCGGCACGACGCACUUCGAGACCUGGCGCGCAGAGAAGGAAGACAAGGUCAAGGCAGAGCCCGAGGCCACGCCCGAGGCGUCGGCGCCAGCAGACGAAAAGCCCGACAUCGAAGCAGACGCAUAGAUCCUACACGUCGUGUUGUACUAAUAAUG
This is a messenger RNA of Vanrija pseudolonga, 494 nucleotides long. RefSeq names its product Mediator of RNA polymerase II transcription subunit 31 (gene SOH1). The record is from RefSeq and is a predicted model, not a curated record. Gene Ontology annotation, cellular component: core mediator complex; mediator complex. Lineage: Eukaryota; Fungi; Basidiomycota; Tremellomycetes; Trichosporonales; Trichosporonaceae. The transcript is spliced from 4 exons. Gene Ontology annotation, biological process: regulation of transcription by RNA polymerase II. Bases 1 to 465 code for a protein of 154 amino acids. Gene Ontology annotation, molecular function: transcription coregulator activity.